ACCGUUUCUUUGUUUUUGAGAAUGAAACCGUUUCUUUGUUAGUAUUUAAUUUUUUUGGAAAUGAAAUCAUAAAAUAAUACAAAUAUUUCAAAACAUCUAAAAAAACUUUAUUUCGGUUUUCCUGAACGUAACUUUGCAUACCUCAAAUACGUUACCCAAUAUACCUGUACUUUUUGACUAGCUUAAGAUAAAAAAGAAUAAAAUAUUACUGUAACGUCCACUUUUUAAUCUCUAUCCUGAAUCAGAUACUUUGCCUCUUUUGACCCGGGCCAAAACCGCAGUUAUUCCCUCCCAAAACGUCGUCGUAUAACUUCUCUCCAUGCUCCCACCUCUCCACCUAGGAAAUAAAAUCCUCGGAAACAAACCAGUGGAACUAAGCGAGCGCCAUUUUACUAAUAUAAAACUACUCGCAACACAAACAAUCUCUCUCUCUCGCUCUCUCUCCCUGUCUCUCUCUUUCUCACAAACCCUAGAGCAUGGCUUCUAUGCUCAUUCCCACACCGCCUUCGUGUUCUACGUCGUCCUCGUCUUCUCUGUUCUCUCUCCGCCGCAGCGGCGCCUUCUUACCCAGCGACUUUCGCGCUCGAUUCGCCGUUAAAUGUGAGCUUGGGGAGUCAGAAUCAGCUAAUGGGAGACCGGUUGUGCCUAUUUUGAAUACUGAUGGCAUUCUUCCCAAGUUCUUGCCUACUAGGCGUCUAGAGAGUUCCAUUCCAGCUAAUUCCAGGCUCAAGAUUUUCUCCGGGACGGCUAAUCCUACUCUUGCUGAGGAAAUUGCGUGGUACAUGGGUGUCAAAUUGGGAAAAGUUGAUGUGAAGCGAUUUGCUGAUGGUGAAACUUAUGUUCAGCUUCAAGAGAGUGUAAGAGGAUGUGAUGUUUACUUGAUUCAGCCCACCUCACCCCCUGCAAAUGAGAAUCUUAUGGAACUCCAAGUAAUGAUUGAUGCUUGUCGAAGGGCGUCGGCCAAAAAUAUCACUGCAGUGAUUCCAUAUUUUGGAUAUGCCAGGGCUGAUAGAAAGACUCAAGGUCGUGAAUCUAUUGCUGCCAAGCUAGUAGCAAAUCUCAUAACCAUUGCUGGUGCUGAUCGUGUCAUCGCCUGUGACCUCCAUUCUGGGCAGUCCAUGGGUUAUUUUGAUAUCCCAGUGGACCAUGUAUAUUGUCAGCCUGUUAUUCUUGAUUAUCUUGCCAGCAAGACAAUAUCUUUUGAUGAUUUGGUUGUUGUGUCACCUGAUGUUGGAGGAGUUGCAAGAGCACGUGCCUUUGCCAAAAAGCUAUCUGAUGCCCCUCUAGCCAUUGUGGACAAAAGGCGUCAUGGGCACAAUAUUGCCGAGGUGAUGAAUUUGAUUGGUGAUGUUAAAGGAAAAGUUGCAGUAAUGUUAGAUGACAUGAUUGACACUGCUGGAACUAUUACUAAGGGUGCAGCUCUUUUGCAUGAAGAGGGUGCCAAGGAAGUCUAUGCGUGUUGCACGCAUGCUGUUUUCAGCCCUCCUGCAAUUGAUAGGUUGUCGAGUGGCCUAUUUCAAGAAGUCAUAGUAACCAAUACAAUUCCGAUUCCAGACAAGAACUACUUCCCACAGUUGACUGUUCUUUCAGUUGCGAAUCUCUUGGGAGAAACCAUUUGGCGUGUUCAUGAUGACUGCUCUGUCAGCAGUAUUUUCCAAUGAACAGAGGAUCAGUGACAGGGUCCCCAUCAACGUAUGGCAAGCGGAAUGUCAAAAUCAGAUGUUUCGGCAUUUUUUGCUCACAUAUCUCUAGGGUGACUUUCACAACAUAAUUGAAACUUUCAGUUUUCAGAAAAUACACAUAAUGACGAAAAAUGGCGACACAGUAGUGUCCAUUUACAUAUUUUCAUAAUAUAUGAACAUUAACAUAUAAGUUGUUUGGGAUUUUGGCUAGGGUUAAUUUGACACCCUUGAUAGUUUUUAGCAUGUGCCAAACAAUGGUGGUCAGUUAGAGUCAAAAAUUAUUUGCAAUCUCUUUUAUGAUGUAUUCUGCUGAACCAAUGUUUAGGCAUGGCAUGAAAUUAUGUCCCUAGAAA
Daucus carota subsp. sativus is the source of this 2035-nucleotide messenger RNA. Its product is annotated as ribose-phosphate pyrophosphokinase 1. NCBI's taxonomy places the organism in Eukaryota, Viridiplantae, Streptophyta, Magnoliopsida, Apiales, Apiaceae. Gene Ontology annotation, cellular component: cytoplasm; ribose phosphate diphosphokinase complex. The transcript has 8 exons. Gene Ontology annotation, molecular function: ribose phosphate diphosphokinase activity; magnesium ion binding. Bases 477 to 1661 code for a protein of 394 amino acids. The record is from RefSeq and is a predicted model, not a curated record. Gene Ontology annotation, biological process: purine nucleotide biosynthetic process; ribonucleoside monophosphate biosynthetic process; 5-phosphoribose 1-diphosphate biosynthetic process.